GCACACAGGCGUUCUCUCCCUGCAAAGGGGCUUGUCUGCAGUAUCCUUUAUAAAUGGACGCCGGCUUGUAAACACGGCCUUCUGUUGUUGGGGAGACACCUCACAAGAAAGGAAGCAGGAAAUAUUUUAUCCUGAGGAUCAAGAACAAUAGGCCAAACAUCAAGCUGAGGUGGACGGUUGCAGAAGCCAAACAAGGGCACCUAACUCCAAGAGUCAUGUGGGAGGACAGUAAAUGGGAUUUGUUAUUUGCAUGUGUCAAGAACAAAUACUUUCUCUGCUGACAUACAGUGAAGUUCUCCCAGCCUUCUGUCAGAGCUUUUCCUCGGGGGGAGUCCCUGCUAUGAACCCCAGCUCCGUUGGCUUCAGCAGGCAGUCCAAGCUCAGUGCAAGGCACUGUGUGGGCAUCCCACUGGUCUGGGUUCUGCCCACACAGAACUCACAGACUGCCCCGUAUGAAAAAGAAUUAAAUAUUCCUGAGUCACUCCUCCGUGUGGUGACUUUACUAAUUGUUACAGUGAUUCGUUGCUAAGUUUUUCCUGCCUGGUCCCCCUUCAAACUCCAGCUCUUCUCCCACCGCCUUUUGACUCACCACUUCAUUUUAGUUUGAUUUCCCAUCCAGCAGCAGCACGAGUUCCUUUGUGUUUAACACGUGGUGGAGGACCAUGGGAUGCCGUCAGAGCUCGGAGGAAAAGGAGGCAGCGCGGCGGUCGAGGCGAAUCGACCGCCACCUGCGCUCAGAAAGUCAGCGGCAGCGGCGUGAGAUCAAGUUACUGUUGCUGGGCACUAGCAACUCAGGCAAGAGCACCAUUGUCAAACAGAUGAAAAUCAUCCACAGCGGUGGCUUCAACCUGGAGGCGUGCAAGGAGUACAAGCCUCUCAUCCUGUACAAUGCCAUCGACUCGCUCACACGCAUCAUCCGUGCCCUCACCACCCUGAAGAUAGACUUUCACAAUCCGGACCGGGCCUACGAUGCCGUGCAGCUCUUUGCACUCACAGGGCCAGCUGAGAGCAAAGGGGAGAUCACUCCAGAGCUGCUGGGGGUAAUGAAACGUCUAUGGUCAGAUGGAGGGGUCCAGGAAUGCUUUCUGCGGUCCAACGAAUACCACUUAGAGGACAACACUGCCUACUACCUGAAUGACCUGGACCGCAUCUCUGCAGUCGAGUACAUCCCCACCGUAGAGGACAUCCUGCGCUCCCGCGAUAUGACCACAGGCAUCGUGGAGAACAAGUUCACCUUCAAGGAGCUCACCUUCAAGAUGGUGGACGUGGGUGGGCAGCGCUCAGAGAGGAAGAAGUGGAUUCAUUGUUUCGAGGGCGUGACAGCAAUCAUUUUCUGUGUCGAGCUCAGCGGCUAUGACCUCAAACUUUACGAGGACAACCAGACGAGCCGCAUGGCCGAGAGCUUGCGUCUGUUCGACUCCAUCUGCAACAACAACUGGUUCACCAACACGUCGCUCAUCCUCUUCCUCAACAAGAAGGACUUGCUGGCCGAGAAGAUAAAACGCAUCCCUUUGACAGUGUGCUUCCCCGACUACAAAGGCCAAAACACCUACGAGGAGGCGGCCGUCUACGUGCAGCGGCAGUUUGAAGACCUCAACCGCAACAAGGAGACCAAGGAGAUCUAUUCCCACUUCACCUGUGCCACUGACACCAGCAACAUCCAGUUUGUAUUCGACGCUGUCACGGACGUGAUCAUCCAGAACAAUUUGAAGUACAUUGGGCUAUGCUAGGGCCUGACACCAGGUGGGAGCUGGGGGUGGGCUAGAGUGCGAUAUAAGCCGAUAACUUGGCAGCGUUCAGCCUGCCGUCAGGCUGCAUGUUGGCCUGUCUGCCUGAUCUCUUUGCAGCCGAGAACUGGAAAAGAAAUGAGGUAGCAAGACGGCCAUGGAUGGACGAUACUGUAGAUUCAACCAUUUUGAUUGAAACAUCCGAGCCGAUGGUUUGAGAUGAGUUUUACCCUAUGUGUUUGCACUGAAAAUGAGUAUGCAGAGACACACACACACAAACACACAUCCUUAUUGUUUGUUCACAUGCAGGAUCUUUGGAUCAACAGUGGAGCUUUUGUUUGACAAGGUGACGGUGAAAGUUCAAGACCCCUUGCAGUACUUGCCUGUCAAACCUGAGACUGAGUAGAAGGUCUGUGCUGGCAGUUUACUUUUAUCUUCUCAACAUCGUUCGCCUGAAUCAGUUAAUGCAGCUUUACAAAAAAACAAACAAA
Molecule: messenger RNA, 2218 nt
Organism: Nematolebias whitei (Rio pearlfish)
Lineage: Eukaryota; Metazoa; Chordata; Actinopteri; Cyprinodontiformes; Rivulidae
Gene: gnaz
Product: guanine nucleotide binding protein (G protein), alpha z polypeptide
Biological process (GO): adenylate cyclase-modulating G protein-coupled receptor signaling pathway
Cellular component (GO): heterotrimeric G-protein complex
Molecular function (GO): GTP binding; GTPase activity; G protein-coupled receptor binding
Source: RefSeq, a predicted model, not a curated record